GAGGAUUGUGUCUGUAGAAAGAACAGUGUUAGUGAAGAAAGAGAAAGAGAGAUAUAAACACUACAGCGCGCACCAUUCUCCACUGUCCAAGGAGAUCACGCACCGAACCUAACACUCUCUCUCUCUCUAGAAUUUUCUCUCUCUAGUUUUUUUUUUUCUUUCGGUGCUUCAAGUUGAAGUUGAAGUUGAACUGUGUAUUCUUCUUUUGCUUCAUUGUAUUUUCAAUUGAUUGAUUAAUGUUGAGUUGAAACCGGUUCGGUUCGGGUUUGAAGUUAGUGAACCGAAAUGGAUCCAGGAGCGAUGAUGAACGAGGGUUCAUUUCCGAAUGGGAAUGGAAAUACGACGCCGUUUAGUUUAGCGGAGAUCUGGCAGUUUCCAGCGGCGAUUAAUGGCGGCGGAGGUGGAUUAGGACUAAGAAGGCCGCAGUUUGGGAACGGUUUAGGACAGUAUGGUGAGUUUGGACCCGGUUUGAACCGGGAUGGUAAUGGUUUGAACCAUGCUGGUGGUGGUGGUAAGAAGAGGCGUGACUCUGAAGAUGAUUCUGCUAAGUGUGUUUCCACCAGUAAUGGCGGUGCCAAUGCCGUGAAUGAUAGUGAUGGAAAACGGACUAAAGCAUCGGGGAACAAGAAUGAGGGUGGUGAUGGUAAAGUUGAAGGAGAAGCCAGUUCAGGAAAGCAUGCGGAGCAAAGCAGUAAGCCACCUCCUUCUGACCCUCCUAAGCAAGAUUACAUCCAUGUUCGAGCUAGAAGGGGUCAAGCUACUGAUAGCCACAGUCUUGCAGAACGUGCCAGAAGGGAAAAGAUUAGUGAAAGGAUGAAAAUUCUACAGGAUUUAGUUCCUGGUUGUAAUAAGGUUAUUGGGAAAGCAUUGGUGCUUGAUGAGAUAAUUAAUUAUAUUCAAUCACUUCAGCGCCAAGUGGAGUUUUUAUCGAUGAAACUUGAAGCAGUUAAUUCAAGACUCAAUACCGGCAUUGAAGCCUUUCCUCCAAAAGAUUAUGGUCAACAAACGUUUGAUCUUGCCGGCAUGCCAUUUGUUUCACAAGCUACAAGAGAGCCAAGCAGAGGUUCUUCACCAGAAUGGUUACAUAUGCAGGUAGGUGGUGGUUUCGAAAGAACGACGUAGGAUACGAGAUCACCUCAUCGUGUAAUAAUAAUAUGCAUAAAUGAGCAGUAUUCCAUUUCAUCCUUCAAAUGCUCCUAUAUUAUAAAACAAAAAUGAUAUACUUAAGGUGUUAAAGUCCAAUGGACACUUCUUCAUUCCCAUUUUCUACACAAAGGUAUGGAGCUGUUACUGUUUUCAACAGGCUGCUUCAGUUUGUGGUUAAGCUUUGAAAAUGAAUUCAUUUACUCAAUAUUGUGUACUAUAUUAUAGUGGACUUUCAGGCUUUUUUUUUUGUUGGUAUUUAACGUGACUCUUGAAGUUAUCAUUCUUGUAUAAGAAUGCUGCUUGUCUUGAAUACAUAAUGCUUACAUUUUGUGUAGUAGUCUCAA
This is a messenger RNA of Medicago truncatula (barrel medic), 1490 nucleotides long. RefSeq names its product transcription factor BHLH089. Gene Ontology annotation, molecular function: DNA-binding transcription factor activity; protein dimerization activity. Gene Ontology annotation, cellular component: nucleus. The transcript is spliced from 6 exons. The record is from RefSeq and is a predicted model, not a curated record. Gene Ontology annotation, biological process: regulation of DNA-templated transcription. NCBI's taxonomy places the organism in Eukaryota, Viridiplantae, Streptophyta, Magnoliopsida, Fabales, Fabaceae. The coding region runs from base 286 to 1122 and encodes 278 amino acids.